Molecule: messenger RNA, 1989 nt
Organism: Penicillium mononematosum
Lineage: Eukaryota; Fungi; Ascomycota; Eurotiomycetes; Eurotiales; Aspergillaceae
Exons: 2
Coding region: 1-1989 (662 amino acids)
Source: RefSeq, a predicted model, not a curated record
AUGAUAGCUCAAGCUGCUACACGGCAUCAGCCAUCUCAAUUCUCUCCUCAUCCGAACCGCGGGCGUAAAUACGCACCGUCGACACCGCAUCCACCGGAUUCCAUCUAUCCUUCUGCCAUGUCUCAACUCGCAUCAACCAUGCCUUACUUUUCCGAUUCCAAUAUCGAGAGUUCAAUGCCACAGACGUGGCAACUGUCGUCGACGACGACCAUGGUAUAUGAGACCCAGCCCGUGGAUCCAGACAUGCUCGAAAUGGUCAACGAACUUGACAACGAUUCGAUAAGCAGCCAACCUCAGGAGAUUAGUGAUCAACAUCAGGAGCUGGUCCUGCUUGAUGACCCAUUUGGUUUUGAUUCAAUAAUGACACCUGCCACAAUUGAAGACCAAUUACAAAACUCCAUAUCUCCCGCAAGCUCGAAGUCUCGACCCUCGAGAUUCUCCAGCCCCAAUGAUCUCGGUUCCUGCAAGUCGGCUGAAUAUGAGCGUGCUCGAAGGGAACACAGCGGUGGUGAAACCCAACCAUUUGCUGCGCCAGUACGUCCGCCGUCUCCCCCUCUCGACAAGAUGUAUCCCGAUGGCUUCGUCCUAUGGGAUCCAGCGGACCCUGGGAAGUCUGACAACAUCCGCGAAAAAAUCACCCGUAACCAGGCCGAACUUCAGCAACAGAGAGACGAUAUCGCUGCACUCAAGAAAGCUGGCGGCUCGUGUAUGGCAUGCUACCGGGCUAAGAAGAAGUGUGGAACAGCUACACCCUGUCCUCCAUGCUCUUCUAAGGGUAAUCGAAUCUGCUUUCGAAGUUGGGGAGAUCUAUGUCUGCUUGGGCCGCCUACAGGGGACUCCCUUACGAUCCUUAGCUUCCCGUCCCAAGCGGCAAAGAAUAAUUUGCAACGUAUGAGUGAUGAGGUCUUCAAAGUUAUGGAUGUAUUCAAAGCGGUUGUCAAUAUCCGCGAAACAUAUGGCGGAGCCUGCACUGCAUGGAAUUGGACAGUAACGAGGGCCAGUAUCACGCUAUCGAGUAGAACAGAGUGUCCCGUCGAGGAUUUUAUUGCUGGGGUUACCAGUGCCCUCCGCCCCGUGGAUUUGGUCAAAAUUGGAGAUAUAAACACAGAGAACCCACUCGUCUGGAACGCACUCAGAUUGGCAGAUCUGUUUAUAGCCAUUCGAGCCUUGGCGCAAGCUCAAAUCCGUGCCUCCUGGUAUGAAAUUACUACCAGGCGACUCGUUUCGUUUUAUCUUUUGAUUCUCUCUUUUCGGAAGCUAGCGCAAGUGUCUGAGGAUUUUUGCCCUGGUUUGUACGUGGCCCUGUGUGGAAAGGACAAGCAGAACCACAAGAAAAGCCGGCCACGGAAAGAAAAUGAGAUUGAUCCUGCUUGGGCCGCCGCAGCAUUGUAUUACCGAGUUAUAUGUGCCUUGCAAGAUCUCCUAAACAACCACCUCGUUGCGAGAAUAUUUGGCGCCUCCAGCUGUCAUCUGAGCGGUGUUCGUGAAAAACUCGAAGACAUCCUGUACAAUGUAUCCCCCGGACACGGGGCUACGGGCAAAUCCAGAUCGAUCCUUGAGGAAGGAAUUCCCAACCUCCAGCCAUCGCCAGACGUGGACAUGGCUUUCUGGCUAGGAGACCCCGAGGAAAUGUCGUCUGUUCUGAGGCAGCAUGACAAUCCUUUUUCGACGCCACCCUACCAAAUGCAAGCGUUCUUGGCUGAUCAUUUCCCUCGGCCUUGCGGUUUGGCGAAUCCUGUUGAGCAGGCCGGUGGGCUCUUGCAACCGUCAGCGGCUUCUCACGAUACGGUGAUUGCCCAAGCACAGAAUGGCCUUGAUCACAUGGCCUAUGCCGACCAGAUUGAAAGCUUCGACUCGAGUACUCUGUUUAACUUCCCCAGCAAUGAGUAUGGCAAUGCAUUCGAUCCAAUGACUGCAAACUUUGUCGAUACAAUUCCACCCGAUACAAUGCCAGUCUAUGGCUUCCAGCAAUCUCUGUACAAUUGUUGA